This is a messenger RNA of Etheostoma cragini (Arkansas darter), 1423 nucleotides long. RefSeq lists its product as uncharacterized. Lineage: Eukaryota; Metazoa; Chordata; Actinopteri; Perciformes; Percidae. The record is from RefSeq and is a predicted model, not a curated record. The coding region runs from base 221 to 790 and encodes 189 amino acids. The transcript is spliced from 4 exons.
CCAUAUGCAAUGACACUCUCACACUUUCCAGAGGACUUCUAGAUCAGAGGAGGCAGAGCUCGGAAUCAUCAGCCCAGGAAGGAGAGGGGGACCAGCCAACAUCUGCAACAACACGGCACAGAUCCAGCAUCGGAUACAGAGAUAAAGCACAGAUCAUAGAAGCAAGGGAGAGGAAUACAUCGCAUUCCUUUUUGUUUAAAAUACUGAUCAGAAAGUCAAGAUGGCAGCAGACGAGACAACAAGCUCGUUGGACGAGGGAGAGGCCAAUGUGGAGCAGGCCAACGGAGGACCACAAAGCCCAGCAGACGGGGAGUCCCCCGAGUCACGCGGCAAGAUAGUGCGUGUUGAACUAGAGUGGGAGAUCCCCAUGUCUCUGUCCCUGCCCAUCCAGGUGGAGCCCGACGCUGCACACCAGCCGUUUCCCUUCCUGGACACAACACUGGCCGACCUGGGCAUCAAAGAGUCAGAGGUGAAGGAGAGGGUGGUGUGGGUCGACAACAAGAAGACCCAGGUCAAGAACAAAGCAGGGAAGCUGAAGGAGAAAGAGAUCACCAUCUUGGAGGUGAGAGUGAAAGCCCAGAAGCCGGGAGACAAACAGCUCCAGGAGGUCCUGUACAGCACCGAGGCGCACACUGACCGCUCCUUCUGUCGUACAGGAAUGGAUAUCCUGCCCUGGAGGCACAGGAGUACAGGGGAGAACGGGCCGACACCGGUGCAGAUGACUAUGGCGUUGGACAAGGAAAACCAGCAGCCCGACUCCACUGAGACCCAGGGACAACGGGAGAUCUGAGGAGCAACAAAGCGUCCCCAUCAUCCAAAACAGAAUGCAGAUUUAAUGGGAAUUCAAAACUAACCCUUAAGGUCAACAUAGAGGUUCAACUAGUCCAUCACAAAGCACAUUUUAACGCCAUUUUGAUUCCAAGAUGCAAGUCUGCAUUUAUUUAGAGAAUUCAAACUAAGUGGUUUUGGUUUCUCUUUCCACAGUGAGGCGAGGUUAAAUGGCUUGACAUUAACUGCAAAACGAAACCUGACAGCAUAGUUACUUUUUUUUGUAGCAUUUGUUUAAAAAAAUCUCUAUCACUUGUCAGAUGUGUGUUGUAGGAUACCGCUGAGUAGUUUCUGAUCGGCUGAGCAGAAAUAGCACGGGUAGAGACGAACUGGUUACUGCUGCAUAGUCUCAGGCUGGGCUGCUUUAAGCAUUAACAGUGUAGUUAGGGUAAAGUAAGUGCUGUUUUUUUUUAAAUAUAUAAUAAUGAAUGUGAUGCAUUAGCUUAGUGUAUUCAGUUAGUCGGGUACUUCUGGGGGUUCUCAUUGCUGUAUUUCUGCCAGAGUACACAACACAUGGCUGCAGUUUACCACUUAGAAGAUCCUUUGUAAGCAGCAGAUACAACACUAAGUAAGGCAAUGCUAAGAGAAAACACAU